Closterium sp. NIES-65 is the source of this 3161-nucleotide messenger RNA. NCBI's taxonomy places the organism in Eukaryota, Viridiplantae, Streptophyta, Zygnematophyceae, Desmidiales, Closteriaceae. The record is from the annotation of a GenBank genome assembly.
GACCUUCCUGUGUCCCCUGUGUCGAGGGGCGCCUCCGGGCUGCUCCUCACUCCUCCCAGUUUCCCCCGACAGAGGCUCCUCUGCAGACACUUCACAUGGACGUGUGGGGCCCGGCCCACGUCCGUGGGCAGGGUCACGAGCGCUACUUCCUGCUGGUGGUUGACGACUACUCGCGUUACAACACAGGCUUCCCCUUGCGCAGCAAGGGUGAUGUCAUUGAGGACGUCACGUUCGACGAGUCUGUCCCCUUCUACCGCCUCUUCCCCUACCGCACUCCUUCCCUCCCCCCGCCACCGGACUUCCUUGUGCCAGGUCCCCCCCCGGUAGACCCCCUCCCCCCUCAGGUUCUUGCCCCUUCAGGUGUGUCCCAGGUAGACGCCGUCGAGCCGGUCGAGGUUGAUGGUGACUCUGGUCCUGCUGCGGGUGCUGAGCCUUGGGGUGCUGACUCUGGGGGUGCUGUGCGCGUGGGUGCUGAGCCUGGGGGUGCCGAGUCUGGGGGUGCUGAGCUUGGGGGUGCCGAGCCUGGGGGUGCUGCGUUUGGAGCUGCUGAGCCUGGGGGUGCUGGGUGUUGGGGUGCUACGUCUGGAGCUGCUGAGCCUGGGGGUGCUACGUCUGGAGCUGCUGAGCCUGGAGGUGCGGAGCCUGUGACUGUUGGACCUCCCCUUGUGGCUUCUGGCAGUGCUGGGCCUGGAGGUUCUCCGGGUGCUCCGUCUCGGCGGGAGCCGCUCUCUCCACAGGAGCUGCGCGAGUGGUUUGCUCACCGCUGGAGGCGUGCUGCUGGAGCUGGAGCUUCUUCGGCCGCUGAGGAUGCUGGUGCCGCCGGUCCCGGAGCUGCUGGGCCUACGGGUCCUUCUGGAGCUGGAGCUGCUGAGGGGGUCGGUGCUGAGACAGCUGCUGUCUUUCCUGGCGGUGGUCCUACUACUGGUGCGGCAGGAGGUCCUGCCACUCGAGGUGCUGUUGGAGCUGGUGCUGCCGCUGAGGGUGCUGGUGCCGUCCCUGAUGUGCCAAGAGUCGCCGCGCGGCCUCGGCCGUACUUCGUUCCACUCCUGCAGCAGGUUCUUGGUCUCUCUCCUCCUGUAGAGUGUCCACCGCCUGUCCAGUCCCAGUCACUGUCAGAGCUUGCCUCCCCACUCCCUGCUCCCUCUCCUUACACUGGUCCUACUGGAGGUCUUGCUGAGCGUCAUAAGCCUGCGUCUCAUCCCGCAUCGCCUGUUUGUGCUGCUCGCGCUAGUGGUCGCGGUUCGCGUCAGCGUCCUCCUCCUGUCCCUGGCAUGCACCGGAUGUCUCUGCGUCCGUCCACUGCUCCUUUGCGUGCCCCUUUGCCUUCUCCUCCUGAGUCCUCUCUUCCUGCGCUUGCCGACCCGGAGUCGGAAUCUCUUCGUGCUGCUAGUCCUACUGUCACGCGUCUUCUUGCUACUGUUGUCACUAACCCCUCUUUUGAGUCCACUGCUGCGUCUGCUCUUGUCGCUGAGCUCGUCGACUUUGCUGCUCGCUGUCGUCUAGACUACGCUGCUAGUCUUGUUGCUGAGUCUGCGUCUGUCUGUCCUCCGUCCGUCGGGGGUGAGUGUGCUCUUGGCAUGGACGUCCUUGAGGACAGGCAGGAGGAGUUCCAGUGUCUGGCUGCUGCUUCACCUCAUCUCGCGUCUGUACUGCUUGCUCCUGAGGGAGACCCGGAUGCACUAGACAUCCCGACUCCGCGCUCUUACGCGGAGGCCGUAGAGGGUCCCUACUCCUCUCAGUGGCAGGCAGCUAUGGAUGCAGAGAUGGCUUCCUGGAAGUCCACAGGCACCUAUGUUGACGAGGUUCCCCCUCCUGGGGCGAACAUCGUCAGUGGCAUGUGGAUCUUCAGGGUAAAGCGGCCGCCUGGCUCUCCACCUGUCUUCAAGGCGCGGUACGUCGCUCGUGGCUUCAGUCAGCAGCAGGGAGUUGACUACUUUCAGACCUUCUCUCCCACCCAGAAGAUGACCACUCUUUGGGUGCUGCUGCACAUAGCUGCUCAGCGCGACUACGAGCUUCACUCUCUUGACUUCAGCACUGCUUUCUUGCAGGGCAGCCUGCACGAGGAGAUCUGGCUGCGCCGUCCGCCUGGCUUCACUGGGACUUUCCCUCCUAGCACCCAGUGGAGCCUCCGACGGCCAGUCUACGGUCUCCGCCAGGCACCGCGUGAGUGGCACAAUACACUGAGGACUACGCUUGCGGCUCUUGGGUUUGCUCCCUCUACUACUGACCCGUCGUUGUUUCUGCGCACCGACACUUCUCUGCCGCCGUUCUACAUCCUAGUGUACGUCGACGACUUGGUCUUUGCCACUGCUGACACUGCUGGACUCGCCUAUGUGAAGUCCGAGCUGCUGAAGAGACACACGUGCACAGACCUGGGUGAACUGUGCAGCUACCUUGGCUUGCAGAUGACUCGGGACAGAGCACGCCGCACCAUUACCUUGACUCAGUCACACAUGGUGCAGCAGGUCCUUCAGCGCUUCGGCUUCACGUACUCCUCGCCUCAGGCCACUCCUCUGGCUACUCGCCACUCGCUCUCAGCUCUGCCUUCGGAUGAGUCCGUAGAGUCGAGUGGCCCGUACCCAGAGCUUGUUGGCUGCCUCAUGUACCUGAUGACCUGCACACGACCUGACCUUGCAUACCCUCUGAGCAUUCUUGCACGCUAUGUUGCUCCUGGGAGACACCGACCAGAGCACAUGGCUGCAGCGAAGAGGGUUACGCAGCGAUCGUCACAGGGUUACACCUUCAGUCUGGGUUCCGGCUCUGUCUCGUGGCGGGCUACUCGCUCGUCUUCUGUCUUCAGAUCCACUUGCGAGGCUGAGAUCUACGGCGGGGCCAUGGCUGCACAGGAGCUUCGCUGGCUCACCUACCUGCUGACUGACCUUGGAGAGCCGCCUCGUUCUCCUCCAGUGCUGUACGUAGACAACAAGGCCAUGCUGGCCUUGUGUCGAGAGCAGCGCCUGGAGCACAGAACGAAGGACAUUGCUCUCUGCUACUUCCUUGCUCGUGAGCUACAGCAGCGUGGACAGUUGCGGCUUGCGUACGUGGCCUCUGAGGCCAACACUGCUGACGUGUUCACCAAGGCACUCGCGCUUGGUGACCAUCAGCGUUUCUCCACUCAGCUGGGUCUUGUACCAGUCUUGCCUCACUUGCUCUCCUCUUGA